Messenger RNA from Guillardia theta CCMP2712, 237 nucleotides. RefSeq lists its product as hypothetical. NCBI's taxonomy places the organism in Eukaryota, Cryptophyceae, Pyrenomonadales, Geminigeraceae. The transcript has a single exon. The record is from RefSeq and is a predicted model, not a curated record. The coding region runs from base 1 to 237 and encodes 78 amino acids.
AUGCAGCUCGUCGAAUCCUCAAGAUCCAUUCGCAUCGUCGACCUCCAUGCGGAUAGCAACACCGCCGAGCCUCAACAACGCCCUGUGAAAGAAGCUGCCCCCGCCGCGCUGCAGCAUCGCUCAGCCAUGACCGCGAAACCCAACGGCCUUGAGAGCAGCAACUUUGUUCUCAAGAACAUCCUCAAGGCAAGACAGAAAGCUCAGGAACGCCCUGGGGAGGCCCCGAGUAUUAUCUAG